Messenger RNA from Gorilla gorilla gorilla (western lowland gorilla), 4880 nucleotides. It is a transcript of the gene ORMDL3, whose product is annotated as ORMDL sphingolipid biosynthesis regulator 3. Lineage: Eukaryota; Metazoa; Chordata; Mammalia; Primates; Hominidae. Bases 2916 to 3377 code for a protein of 153 amino acids. The transcript has 4 exons. Gene Ontology annotation, cellular component: endoplasmic reticulum membrane. The record is from RefSeq and is a predicted model, not a curated record.
AGUUUGCUUGAAUCAGGAUCCAAAUAAGACUUUUAGUCGAUAUAUCAUUUAAUUUAUUUUAAUCUGUAAGUCUCUCCCCCUCUUUUUUUCCUUUUUUUUUUUUUUUUUUGAGACAGGGUCUCACUCUGCUGCCCAGACUGGAAUGCACUGGCACGAUCACAGCUCACUGCAGCCUUGACCUCCCGGGCUCAAUUGAUCCUCCCACCUCAGCCUCCUGAGUAGCUGGGACUAUAGACACACCACCAUGCCCAACUAAUUUUUGUAUUUUUUGUAGACCAUGGGGUUUUACCAUGUUGUCCAGGUUGUUCUCGAACUCCUGGACACAAGCCUUGGCCUCUCAAAGUGCUGGGAUUACAGGCGUGAGUCACCAUACCUGGCCCCAGUUUUAUUUGUUAAGGGAAUUGGGUGUUUGUCCUAAUUUUCUUCAUUCUAGACUUUGCUGACUAUAUCCCUGGGGAAUGUAUGUUAUGCUAUUUUGUGUCCUCAUCUUUUCAUAUAACUUAGCAAACAUUCCCCAUACUGCCACAGGGUUUUCACAAUCUGUCCUAAAUGGCUUCAUACUAUUCCAUCCAGUGGAUAUACUGUAAUUUUUUUCUUGGGCAUUUGGUUGCUUUCAGUUUUUCACUACUAUAAAUAUUGCUGGAAUGAACAUCCUGACACAUUGCAGCUUUUCCUGUACAUGGGAUGACUUCCUUAGAAUAUGCUACCAAAAGUGUAAUUAUGGCUCUGAGGCAUGAAGAAUUUUUCAGCUUCUUGGCACACAGUGACAAUUGUUUGUCCAAGGGUUUGUAUAUCCCCCAGCACGAAAUAAGAGAGCUGUCACUCACUCUGAAUAGUGCUUAGGGCUAUUCACAGCUGAAGAACGUUUGGGGAAGAUAUGGUAAUUAUGAGGGCCAAGAGAGAAGGAGAAAGAUGAUGACAGGGACUCCGGCUAAAUAAAGCAGAAAGUGAUCUGCAAUUUACCACAAACCUAGAGUGAGUCAGAACUCUGUUCAUUCCUAUUGUGAAAAAAAAAUCCUCGAUAACAGGAGUUAUUAAUAGUGCAUGACAUGUCCAGUAAUCUUUCUGUUAGACUCUGCAUUAGUCAGAACCUUAUUUGAGAUGUGGACUCAGUCUGGGUCACUGAACUUCAUAGAGAUGUCAGGAAACUGACCAAGAUCCAGAGGGAUCGAUCAACUUGAUGGAGGAUGAAGAAUCCCAGAGAAAAAUCAAAGGAGCCAAGCAGGCACACUUCGGAAAAAACAGAGACACCUUUCUUGCCUUAAUGCUGGGGAGGUUUCUGUGAAAAGAACAACGCUGGGUUUGCUUAUAUCUGCAGAAAGAUGACUAUAAGGAAAGGCACCUCCACAAACCAGGAGAAACUUCCACAGGACAUAGGCAGAGCUAUUUCAGACUCGGAUGAUUAUUUCGAUCUUGGGAUGAGCCCUUUUGGGGCCAUUGGCCCUGGAAAUAUUGAAGAAGCUGCCUGUUCUGCUCUGGGUGGUUCAAAUACCCACCUGCCUGGUGACCACUAAGUGCCUCUGGGGGUCCCACUCCAGCUGUGUGACAACUGUUUCCUGGCAGCCCCCUGGGGAAGGCAGGGUAGGUGUAGUCCGAGUAAAGUGCUCCCCAGUUUCCCUGGGCUAGCCUUUUCCUUCCUGUUCCCUCCCUUUCAGUUCAGGGUGCCAUGAACUGCCAUUCAGAGUCAGGUUGGCAUGCCAUGACAUCAUCUGAUCUUGCUAUUCCAGCCCUGCCCUGCAUAGAGUGGACUUAGAAAGAAGCUGGGUAAGGAGUUGAAACUACCCAGACAAGACCUCUUGGUGACAUGGAGAAUGGGAGUGACCGAGGAGACCUCAAGAGCCAUUUAGUUCAACCUCCUACAGUAAUAUUAAGUAGAUUCCUACAAUGCAACAGGUGCUUUACAUACAUUCUUUUGGGUUCCCACAACCUUGGAGGUGGGGUUUCACAGGUAUGGAAUUGGAGAUUAAGACAAGUAAUUUGCCCAGGGUCACACUGCCAAUAAAGGAGGGCCUACCCCAUGUCUACCAGGCAGUAAAGUCUGUGCCCUUGCCUUUAGACGAUGCAGAUGUGAAAACUGCAGACCAGAGCCUCUCAUUCAAAGCCACACAAGCUGACCUGAGACAGAAACUCAGGCUCCUUACUACUGAUAGAGGAAUCUAUGAUACGUAGCCUCUUCUCACGUCAGGUGCGGGGCGGCCAAGGAUGUGGCCCCCGGGGCAGCCUGGGCCAAGCGUGACUGAGAAGGAGAAGGCAGGCUCCGUUCUGGGCCCUCCAGACCCUCAUCCCAGCCAAUGUUGUGAAAAGCACUCUCCCAGGAGGGCCCAGCAGGGCAAAGGGCCGGGCUAGUCUGUUUCUGGAGGAGCCAAUCUGGGGCCAGGGCGGAGGCAGCCAGGUGCAGUGGAAAAACCCUGCAGUUGGGGUCAGAAUAUUUGGGUUUCGAUCCAGUCUAGGACCCAGCAAAGACCUACAGAAAGUUACUUACAAGUCCGAGUCUCCUCAUCUGCAAACUGGGGCACGGAUAAAAUACACUUGAAGGGCACAGAAGCAAAAGUUGGAAUUGUUACGCACCAAAAUUCUAUCAUCCGAUCUGACCAUCACGUCACGGUACAACUUCCAACCGUGCGUCGCCGAAGAGGCCGGGAACGGAGCCCAGGAAAAACUACAACUCCCAGGAGGCUCGGGAGGGCCGGCCCGGAGCCAGCGGAAGAAACUACAACUCCCAGAAGGCGUCGGGCGUGCCGGCGCGGGGCGGUGACGUACGGGGACCGGCGCGGAGCGCUGAUUCGGUCGGAGCUGCCAGCGGGGAGGCUGCAGCCGCGGGUUGUUACAGCUGCUGGAGCAGCAGCGGCCCCCGCUCCCGGGAACCGUUCCCGGGCCGUUGAUCUUCGGCCCCACACGCGGAGAGGGGCAGCAGGAUGAAUGUGGGCACAGCGCACAGCGAGGUGAACCCCAACACGCGGGUGAUGAACAGCCGUGGCAUCUGGCUCUCCUACGUGCUGGCCAUCGGUCUCCUCCACAUCGUGCUGCUGAGCAUCCCGUUUGUGAGUGUCCCUGUCGUCUGGACCCUCACCAACCUCAUUCACAACAUGGGCAUGUAUAUCUUCCUGCACACGGUGAAGGGGACACCCUUUGAGACCCCAGACCAGGGCAAGGCGAGGCUGCUAACCCACUGGGAGCAGAUGGACUAUGGGGUCCAGUUCACGGCCUCUCGGAAGUUCUUGACCAUCACACCCAUCGUGCUGUACUUCCUCACCAGCUUCUACACUAAGUACGACCAGAUCCAUUUUGUGCUCAACACCGUGUCCCUGAUGAGCGUGCUUAUCCCCAAGCUGCCCCAGCUCCACGGAGUCCGGAUUUUUGGAAUCAAUAAGUACUGAGAGUGCAGCCCCUUCCCCUGCCCAGGGUGGCAGGGGAGGGGUAGGGUAAAAGGCAUGUGCUGCAACACUGAAGACAGAAAGAAGAAGCCUCUGGACACUGCCAGAGAUGGGGGUUGAGCCUCUGGCCUAAUUUCCCCCCUCGCUUCCCCCAGUAGCCAACUUGGAGUAGCUUGUAGUGGGGUUGGGGUAGGCCCCCCGGGCUCUGACCUUUUCUGAAUUUUUUGAUCUUUUCCUUUUGCUUUUUGAAUAGAGACUCCAUGGAGUUGGUCAUGGAAUGGGCUGGGCUCCUGGGCUGAACAUGGACCACGCAGUUGCGACAGGAGGCCAGGGGAAAAACCCCUGCUCACUUGUUUGCCCUCAGGCAGCCAAAGCACUUUAACCCCUGCAUAGGGAGCAGAGGGCGGUACGGCUUCUGGAUUGUUUCACUGUGAUUCCUAGGUUUUUUCGAUGCCACGCAGUGUGUGCUUUUGUGUAUGGAAGCAAGUGUGGGAUGGGGCUUUGCCCUUCUGGGUAGAGAGCUGUCUAAUCCAAGUCCCAGGCUUUUGGCAGCUUCCCUGCAACCCACCCUGGGUCCUGGUUGGGAGUGGGGAGGGUCAGGUUGGGGGAAGAUGGGGUAGAGUGUAGAUGGCUUGGUCCCAGAGGUGAGGGGGCCAGGGCUGCUGCCAUCCUGGCCUGGUGGAGGUUGGGGAGCUGUAGGAGAGCUAGUGAGUUGAGACUUAGAAGAAUGGGGCCACAUAGCAGCAGAGGACUGGUGUAAGGGAGGGAGGGGUAGGGACAGAAGCUAGACCCAAUCUCCUUUGGGAUGUGGGCAGGGAGGGAAGCAGGCUUGGAGGGUUAAUUUACCCACAGAAUGUGAUAGUAAUAGGGGAGGGAGGCUGCUGUGGGUUUAACUCCUGGGUUGGCUGUUGGGUAGACAGGUGGGGAAAAGGCCCGUGAGUCAUUGUAAGCACAGGUCCAACUUGGCCCUGACUCCUGCGGGGGUAUGGGGAAGCUGUGACAGAAACGAUGGGUGCUGUGGUCCUCUGCAGGCCCUCACCCCUUAACUUCCUCAUGCAGACUGGCACUGGGCAGGGCCUCUCAUGUGGCAGGCACAUGUGGCGUUGUGAGGCCACCCCAUGUGGGGUCUGUGGUGAGAGUCCUGUAGGAUCCCUGCUCAAGCAGCACAGAGGAAGGGGCAAGGCGUGGCCUAUAGGCACUGUCUCAGCCUGCAGAGAAGAAAGGCCAGGAGCCUGAGCCUGGGCUGGAGCCUUCUCCCCUCCCCAGUCGGACUAGGGGCAGUGUUAAUUUUGAAAAGGUGUGGGUCCCUGUGUCCUCUUCCAGGGGUCCAAGGGAACAGGAGAGGUCACUGGGCCUGUUUUCUCCCUCCUGACCCUGCAUCUCCCACCCCGUGUAUCAUAGGGAACUUUCACCUUAAAAUCUUUCUAAGCAAAGUGUGAAUAGGAUUUUUACUCCCUUUGUACAGUAUUCUGAGAAACGCAAAUAAAAGGGCAACAUGUUUCUGUU